This is a messenger RNA of Trypanosoma cruzi, 354 nucleotides long. RefSeq names its product RNA-binding protein, putative. Bases 1 to 354 code for a protein of 117 amino acids. Lineage: Eukaryota; Euglenozoa; Kinetoplastea; Trypanosomatida; Trypanosomatidae. The transcript has a single exon. The record is from RefSeq and is a predicted model, not a curated record. Gene Ontology annotation, molecular function: RNA binding.
AUGCCGGAUGAGCGCAUUCUUUUAGUCACUGGAAUUCCCUCGAAGCUGUGUCGGGGGGAGGAGCUCUACAAGGUCUUUGGAAGCUAUGGUGCAAUCCAACAACUGCGCCUGGGAGAUGAUGCCUCCACCAAAGGUUGUGCCAUUGUUGUGUACGAGCUUUGCGAGGCGGCCUCUGCCGCCCUUGAGGCAUUGAAUGAUUUUAGGGUGGAUAAAGAUAGAUACCUUAGGGUAUCCGUGUACGACGAGGUACGGGACCGCAAGGCGCUGGAGAGAAGAAAACGGCGACGGGAAAUGAAAGCCGAAUAUAAACAAAAUAUAGCGAGUGAAUUUGGAGUCACUGAGGAGAAGAGCUAA